CCGGUUCAUCCACCGUCCUGCAGAGAUUCACAAAUGGCUGCACCACCGCCACCGGUCACCGGCUGGAUGGCUGGGCGGUAGUGGCGGCUGGUCAAAGCACGUGACAUUUGCACUGUAUUCAGUGGAGCGAUUGUCCCCUCAACGCGACAGGGGCCUCGGAGCGCUUCGGGGAACGUAUUGAUGAAAUAUCGACGAGCGAAGAGACGGCACCGUCGAACUAACAUCAGUAGAAUUUUCGGGUACUGUCGGCUACCAUCUGACGGAAAACGAUACACUUCCGUGCGCUAAUUAGCAUUCUUCCCAUCCACCCCUCUUCCUGCCGACUGCCCUCUCGACCCCGCCCCUCCCGGUCUUCCCACCUUCACCCCAUCCACCUGCCGCCCGCCGACUUCGCUCGCCGGCGCUAGUUCCGGUGACGGCCGGUGGCGUCGCUGGCGUCGCGGAGUAACGAACGCCGCGAGCCAAGGCCGCUGCGAGCCGCGGGCGGCGCGUCGCGGCUCCAGUCCACUCCAGUCCAAGUCAGGUGGCGGCCGACCGGCUUUGUGCCGCAAGAGACUGACGGCGUUCUUUUCCAGCGAGUCCAGUGAGCGAGCCGGGCGGCGGCGGGCGUGCCCGAGAGCGUCUGUGAUAAACUCUGUGAGUGGGCCGCGGAGGCCGCAGCAUCGGCAUCGGAGCGUGCACGUGCAGUGGUAGCGGCUGGUGCUGUGUCGGGUGGUGACUGGUGCCGACCCGGGAGAUCAGUGAUUGGUGACGACCAUGGGUGCCCAGGCGUCUCACGAGCCCCUGGAGCAGAGUGUGGCACGGGACCAGACGUACCCGACCCACCACGUUAUCCAGCCGGAGGUACCGCCUGGAUCCUUCACACGACGGCUCUCCAUCAGAAAAUCGCGCAAAAAACGCAAGGCAGAGCGCCUUGACGCGCCCGGCGGCUCUGGCGGCGGAGGCGGCGGCUCGGGAUCAGGUGCAGCUGAGUCCGAAGAACAGCGACAGCACCGCAGAAUGGACCGGCUGCGGCGAUCGCUGCGCGACAGUUUCCGGCGCAAGAAGGAGCCGCGGAGCUCCGAGUCGUCGCGGCCACACCAGUGGCAGGCAGACGAGGCGGCAGUGCGCGCCGGCACCUGCUCCUUCCACGUCAAGUACCUGGGCUGCGUGCAGGUGUACGAGUCACGUGGCAUGCAGGUCUGCGAGGAUGCCCUCAAGCUGGUCCGGUCGCAGCGGCGGCGUCCUCUCCGCGGCAUUCUGUAUGUCUCCGGAGACGGCCUGCGUGUGGUCGAUGAUGAGACCAAGGACCUGAUCGUGGACCAGACGAUCGAGAAGGUGUCGUUCUGCGCGCCGGACAGGAACCACGAGCGUGGCUUCAGCUACAUCUGCCGUGACGGCACCACCAGGCGCUGGAUGUGCCACACGUUCCUGGCCAUCAGAGAAUCGGGUGACCGUCUGAGUCACGCUGUCGGCUGCGCGUUCGCCGCCUGUCUGGAGCGCAAACAGAAGCGCGACAAGGAGUGCUCAGUGACGAUGACUGUCGACCCGACCACGUCGAGCUUCACGCGCUUCGGCAGCUUCCGUCAGGGGACCAUCACAGACCGGCUCAAUGACCCGCAGGAGUGUAAACCGGCAGAGCCGGUGCCAGUACUGCCCGUCAGCAACCCGUACGCUGUGGAGCGGCCGCACGCGCCGGUCGGUAUGUUCGAGCGGCAGGGCAGCGUGCGCCUGCAGGGCCGCCUGUCUGAGGCGUCGCCGUUCAAGCGGCAGUACUCGCUGCGGCUGAACGAGCUGCCCUCGACACUGGAGAGGCAGGGCCGGCUGCCCAGCCGCGACAACACGCCACGAGUGGCGCCGAUCCCGGAGGUGCCGGCCAUUGACGAGCGGGAGGAGGACGAGACAAAUGUCAACAUUCUCUGCCGCGAGCUCUCCUCCGGGCUCAGUAUGGUCAAUGGAGCGCAGACGCCGCAGAGCCGUCCUGCGGUCAGCGAGGAGCCGUCUCCGUCACCGGCGCGGCCCGACGACUGGCUUAACUCUCUGAACAGCGGCAGCGGCACGCCGGCCGGCCGCUCCGACUCGGCUCACGGCUCCACACCGGAGCCAGAGUGGCACGCGCCCACUCCCGCAGAGGAUACCUGGCGCAGCGACCCGUUCGACUCGGAAUGGGCGCAGAUUGCCGAGCGUAACAACCGCGCCAAUAAGGCGACCAACCCGUUUAUUGGAGGGGGGCCGGUGAAGACGUUCGAAGUGCACAUGUAGGACCAGUGCCAUGGCGCGGAUGGAGCCGGGAGGGGAUACACAUACAACGGCGGCAGCUGAUAGAACAAGCGACCACCCACUGUCGGUGGUCUGUGUGGACUCGUGUGUGGACUCUGUGGACUCUAUGUGGACUCGGGCUAGGAUUAGUGGCCGCGCGGCUCGCGGUGCGGACCGCCGGCGCUGCGCGCAGCUACCGGCAUGCCUAUGGUGGUAGACAUGUGAUACUGCCCGAAAGGACGGGCGCCGCGCCCGGUCGCAUUUUAUACGCCUUUUCUCGCGUGUCGCCCCGUCGCGAACUAACCGCCUUCAUUGACCAAAUCUACGUCUUAACAUUCCAGAAUUACCUUAGGACGAUUGCCUUGUUGAUCGGUGAGCGUUGUUGGGUGUGAGUGCGAGGUUUACUGAAUGACUGCGGUAUAUCGAUGAGAUGUGCGGCGCGCGAGUGUGCCCGUCUCUGUGUCUAUGUGCGUGACUGUAACAGUGCUGGGCGGACGUCCCAUGCACUGGCCGGUGGCGGCAGCAGGAGCCGAUAUUCCAGCGUCCCGGUCCAUGGCCAAGGACCGAUCGGUCACUGCUCAACGGCACUUCCGCUCUGGAGAACGCCGCAGGCGACUGCAGCGCCCCUGGCGGGUGACUGAGAAACUAUGACGCCGAGUCGACUGACAGGUGGCAGCACAGUCGCCCGGCUUCCUGGCAUAUUCCGCUCGCUUGGAGAUGUUAUGCCGCGCCAACGCCGGCAGCUGUAUCACUCAAAUGCAGACGUUUGCAUUAUAUAUGUGGCAGCUAGAUGUAGAAAACAUGCAGAAUAAAAUACCGCUAUUUUAA
Messenger RNA from Amphibalanus amphitrite, 3066 nucleotides. Its product is annotated as protein numb-like. The record is from RefSeq and is a predicted model, not a curated record. Lineage: Eukaryota; Metazoa; Arthropoda; Thecostraca; Balanomorpha; Balanidae. The coding region runs from base 757 to 2241 and encodes 494 amino acids. The transcript has 10 exons.